CAGCUGAAUGGACACAUGCAAAGGCCGGCGGCGGAGGGGCGCGGCAGCUCACCAUGGAGGGCAGGUACAUAACCGGUAGAGAGCUUAGCCCGUACGCGUGGGGUACCUCGGGCGGCGCGGGAGCUAGCACUUCCAUGUGGGAGCGCAUGCAACAGUUGGUUGUGUCCGCAGCCUCUCGCUGGGCAGGCCGGAGCGUGGGCACAACACCUCUGCUUGGCUAUGCAACGCGACUGCCUGUGGACGGGUAGGCCAUCCGCUGGAACGGCUCUCUUUUCAGGGCAGCAGUCGAAGGAGCAUGGAGGGGUUGCAGGGAUCUUUUGGCAUUCCUCAUUAGGGCUAGAGAGCGCGGGAUGAUUGUGCAUGUGGGAUGGCCUUCUCUGCAGCGUAACGCCAAAGUGGGAUGUCAGCAUAUCGUUUGCCAAUUCUUCAGAAAUCAUUGGGAAAUCUAUGGGUCGAUAUGGCGCU
Messenger RNA from Gaeumannomyces tritici R3-111a-1, 465 nucleotides. RefSeq lists its product as hypothetical. NCBI's taxonomy places the organism in Eukaryota, Fungi, Ascomycota, Sordariomycetes, Magnaporthales, Magnaporthaceae. Bases 54 to 248 code for a protein of 64 amino acids. The transcript has a single exon. The record is from RefSeq and is a predicted model, not a curated record.